Messenger RNA from Leptinotarsa decemlineata (Colorado potato beetle), 1440 nucleotides. RefSeq names its product 26S proteasome regulatory subunit Rpt5 (gene Rpt5). The record is from RefSeq and is a predicted model, not a curated record. Gene Ontology annotation, molecular function: ATP binding; ATP hydrolysis activity. NCBI's taxonomy places the organism in Eukaryota, Metazoa, Arthropoda, Insecta, Coleoptera, Chrysomelidae.
AAAUUAUUUACGAACUUAGUUCUUUGACAAAAAAAUAUGACAUCGCAAAAAUUAUUAUAGGUUAUUCAUUGUUAGUUUGUUAAACAGUGGCUAAAGCUAAAACUAUUAUUUGAAAUGUCGUCUACUCUAGAAGAUAAAGCUAUCUGGGAAGAUGGGGAAGAAUCAUUGGGGGAGGAAGUUCUGAGGAUGUCGACUGAUGAAAUAGUCAGCCGGACGCGUUUACUCGAUAAUGAAAUCAAAAUAAUGAAGAGCGAAGUAAUGAGAAUAAACCAUGAACUCCAAGCCCAAAACGAAAAAAUCAAAGAAAACACUGAAAAGAUAAAGGUAAAUAAAACGCUACCUUACUUGGUAUCUAAUGUUAUAGAACUGCUAGAUGUGGACCCUCAAGAGGAAGAAGAAGACGGGGCAGUUGUAGACUUGGAUUCUCAAAGAAAGGGAAAAUGUGCCGUUGUAAAAACAUCUACUCGUCAAACAUAUUUUCUACCAGUAAUCGGGCUCGUUGAUGAAGAAAAGCUCAAACCUGGAGAUUUAGUGGGUGUGAACAAAGAUUCUUAUCUUAUCCUAGAAACAUUACCAGCGGAGUAUGAUGCAAGAGUAAAAGCUAUGGAAGUUGAUGAAAGACCAACUGAACAAUACUCAGACAUUGGUGGGCUGGACAAACAAAUCCAGGAACUUAUUGAAGCAGUCGUAUUGCCAAUGACCCACAAGGAUAAAUUUGUUAAUCUUGGGAUUCAUCCACCUAAAGGAGUCUUGUUAUAUGGACCCCCAGGAACUGGAAAAACUUUGUUGGCUAGAGCAUGUGCUGCUCAGACAAAAUCAACAUUUUUGAAACUAGCUGGACCCCAAUUAGUUCAGAUGUUCAUAGGAGAUGGUGCUAAACUUGUAAGAGAUGCUUUUGCGUUAGCCAAGGAAAAGGCACCAGCUAUAAUUUUCAUCGAUGAAUUGGAUGCUAUUGGUACGAAACGUUUUGAUUCUGAGAAGGCUGGUGAUCGUGAAGUACAACGUACAAUGUUGGAGCUUUUGAAUCAGUUGGAUGGUUUUAGUUCAACAGCUGAUAUAAAAGUAAUUGCAGCUACCAAUCGAGUUGAUAUCUUAGAUCCUGCUUUACUUCGAUCAGGUCGGUUAGAUCGUAAAAUAGAAUUUCCUCAUCCAAAUGAAGAAGCUAGAGCAAGAAUAAUGCAAAUUCACUCAAGAAAAAUGACUGUUAACCCAGAUGUAAACUUUGAAGAAUUGGCUAGAUCCACUGAUGACUUCAACGGUGCUCAGUGUAAAGCAGUUUGUGUUGAAGCAGGUAUGAUAGCUUUGAGAAGAAAUGCCACUGCUGUUACCCAUGAAGAUUAUAUGGAUGCUAUUAUGGAAGUUCAAGCCAAGAAAAAAGCGAAUCUUAAUUAUUAUGCUUAAUUUCCAGCAUACAGAAAAUAAAUUAUGUGUUUGAUAAAA